AUGUAUGGACGGCGUAGGGGUGCCGUUUUGGUGGCGUGCCAAGAGACAUUCCGAAGCUAUUGCAUCGGUGUUCAUCACCUCGAAGUCGAUCCAGCGAAGACAAGUUCAGCAGUGACAUACCCCCGAAAAUGGCUGAGCCAUUCGGGCGCGUUAGGUUUGGCACGUUGGUUAGUACAAGUACACUUGAAGCGUAGUCCUAAGGCAUUACGGGGCAUGAACUUCAUUGCGAAGCAUUUCUUCGAGUAUCAGUCGUUCGUCAAUAUGCCUCACAAAGCUGUUCAACUACACAAGACGCCGCCGUCUCAAGCUGGAGCAGAUCCUUCAGUGGGCUGGGCUCCGAAGAAUAUGCACAAAGCCGGUAAGAACCAACCGGCUCCAGCAGCACGAGCGAAUCGAAUUCAUCGAGAUCCCCGUCCCAACGGAACGAAACACGGGCGAGCAGCAAAGCAUGAACACCGGGAAUGGGGUGACCGACACGGUGAACUCAAAGAAGAAAAAGUAGCACCUCACAAAGAUGCUUGGACAAAGUUCCUGUCGAACGAGGAUCCAGGCCAGAGGACCGUGUUCGAUUGCGAUCUCGAGGAUCGAGUUCUGGCGGUUCGUUCAACAAUGACUCGAAUAUCUCCAUUUUUCAGCACAUCAUCAAAACCUUCAUCCUCAUCCGUAUCCUCAUCACUUAGCUCAUCAUCUGGUGACGCCUCCUUUUCUGAAUCCUUUCUUUUUCACGUGACACCGUCGAAACUCGAUCGAUGUCAUAUUGUCAUUGAGAUGUUCGAUCACGAUUCGAACGGUCAACCGAUGUCCGUUGGCCAUUGUGUGAUCGGUCGUAUGGGUGACAUCACGGGUCAUGCGCAUUGGAUUCAAAUGCUCAAGAAGCACGGUAUGCCAGUAUGUAUGUGGCACCGAAUCGGCGUCAACUAG
This is a messenger RNA of Ostertagia ostertagi, 921 nucleotides long. Lineage: Eukaryota; Metazoa; Nematoda; Chromadorea; Rhabditida; Trichostrongylidae. The record is from the annotation of a GenBank genome assembly.